This is a messenger RNA of Gastrolobium bilobum, 1007 nucleotides long. RefSeq names its product putative E3 ubiquitin-protein ligase LIN. The transcript is spliced from 4 exons. NCBI's taxonomy places the organism in Eukaryota, Viridiplantae, Streptophyta, Magnoliopsida, Fabales, Fabaceae. The coding region runs from base 259 to 600 and encodes 113 amino acids. The record is from RefSeq and is a predicted model, not a curated record.
CUCUCUUUUCCCUUCUCUCUCAUCAAACUCUCUCUCUUCCCUUCUCUCUUCCCUUUCUCUCUGAUCCGCCGCCGCCGCCGCCGCCCAUAGUCGCCGUCGUCGCGCCGCCCGACUCCACCUUCGUCAUCCUGAGCCGCCCACUCCACCGCCUUGCCGCUGCCGUUCCAAACUUGUGCAGCGAAUCAUAGAUUUCCAGAUCCGAUCUCAACACAAGUGUUUUCCUCUCACUCUCUUCUCUCCCAAACCCCAUAUCAUUACAUGGUGUGGAAAAUGAUCCAGAAAAAGAUGGAAUAUGUUGAAGUAAUAGUCUUGAAGGAACCAAUUCAUCAUUUACGGGCACAUGAUGAAACAAUUUUUGCAAUUACUGAAAGCCAGGGAAUAAAGCUAAUUAAAGAAUCAAGAGUGAUAGGAGAUAUUAUCAAAGGUAAGGAAGCAAAGUGCAUGGCAGUGGCUCAGAGAAAGUUAUACAUUGGUUGCACAGAUUCAAGCAUACAGGAGUAUUCCACACCAUACAACCGGGAAAUAGAAAUCAAAGCACGUACAAGGAGUUGGAGGAAGCAAAGUAAGCCCAUCAAUUCAGUUGUAGCAUUAUGUAGCUGAUCUUUAUAUUUUGUGUUUUUCUUAAAUAUGUCAGAUUGAGGACCAGGGUUUGAGCAGCAGCUUUUUUCUUUCAUUUGUGGAGGAGGAUGUUUGCUCUGAAAUCUGUGUACUUGAGCCUUUACUGGAAUUAAGUGAUACUGAUCAAGACAUUUAAGGGAAUGGAAAAAUUAAAGCCAAAAAUCAAGCCAUGGAGUUCUCUGUGGACCAUGAUUGGUGUGCAGUAGUUAAAAUACUACUGAACCUCCUGCUUGAUGAAACUUUUUGUUGUACAAGGGAAAGGAAUUGUUGUAUUUUUUUGUAUUUUAUGAUUGUUGUUUAUAAGAAGCUAUUGUUGUAUUUUUUGAGGCAUAUUUUUGUCCUGUUUAUCUAAUUCGGUUGAAAAGGAUGCUGAUAUAAAAAUUUAUAUC